Bubalus bubalis (water buffalo) is the source of this 636-nucleotide messenger RNA. RefSeq names its product proteolipid protein 2-like. The record is from RefSeq and is a predicted model, not a curated record. NCBI's taxonomy places the organism in Eukaryota, Metazoa, Chordata, Mammalia, Artiodactyla, Bovidae. Gene Ontology annotation, cellular component: membrane. The transcript has a single exon. The coding region runs from base 107 to 565 and encodes 152 amino acids.
CACCUUCCCGGCCAGACGGCUGGCAAGACGGCUGGGUGUGCAGCGUCCUCGAAAACACGAGCCAGCGAGCAGGUCUUUUGCGCCUCUUGGGACUCGGGUCCACACCAUGGCGGAUUCCGAGCGCCUCACGGCUCCCGGCUGCUGGGCCGCCUGCACCAGCUUCUCGAGCACCGGAAAGGGAUUUCUUCUGUUUGCUGAGAUUAUACUAUGCCUGGUGAUUCUGAUCUGCUUUAGCACCUCGACAUCAGGGUACUCUUUCUUGUCGGUGAUAGAGAUGAUCUUUGCCGCCGUCUUUUUUGUUGUCUACAUGUGUGACCUGCACACCAAGAUACAGAUCAUCAACUGGCCUUGGAGUGAUUUCAUCCAAACCCUUGUAGCAGUCAUUCUCUACCUGAUCACCUCCAUUGUGGUGCUCGUUGAGAGAGGAAACAGCUCCAAAAUCGCUGCAGGUGUGCUGGGCCUAUGCGCUGCAGGCCUCUUUGGCUAUGAUGCCUACAUUACCUUCCCCUUGCGGCAGCAGAGACAUACAGCAGCCCCUGCUGACCCUGCAGAUGGCCCGGUGUAGGUGAACUCUCUUCAUUUCUCUCAGCAAUCUGCAAAUAACACCUCUAUUGAAAUAAUUCCUCCCCACCCCUA